AUCUUGAUUAAACUAAAUCAAAGGUCAUAGUACCGUACACAUGUUAAGAUAAGAUUUUGAUAUUAAAUUCAAAUCAUAUAUAAACACAAACGGAAAAAGCAAACUAAAAUCUUGGUUAAACUGAAUACCAAUAUUUAUUCAUCUAAAUAAGAGGUCAACUUAAGUAUAUAUUAUAGUGUUACCAUGAAAGCAGUGUUCAUAUUUUCCGUGGUUAUAUUCGUAACUAUGGUUGCAACAGAAAUUCGUGAGGAUCAUGAUUGUAUCUGUCCUGACUACUGGGAACCUGUAUGCGGAACAGACAACAAAACCUAUUCUAAUCCUUGCUUCAUCAACUGCGAAGCUCAAUAUACUCCUGGACUGGAAAUUGCCUACCGUGGAUGUUGCGUGGAUGAUCCAGACCCAUGUGCUUAGGAUAAUAUGUAAACAUACAUUGUAGCUUAAAUUUUUUUAAAAUUAUUUUGUAGUUUAAAUUUUUUUAAAUUAUUUUCAUUUAUUUUCAUUGUAUUUUUUCCAAUUUUAGUGUUUUUUGUUGUUGUUAGAAUAUCCUUUUUUCUUUCACGCAUGGAAAAGUUGGCCUCAUGAUCCAUUAUAUAAAUUUGUAUUAGUAAAAAUAAAUAUAUUAUACUUAA
Diabrotica virgifera virgifera (western corn rootworm) is the source of this 629-nucleotide messenger RNA. Its product is annotated as serine protease inhibitor dipetalogastin-like. The record is from RefSeq and is a predicted model, not a curated record. Gene Ontology annotation, molecular function: protein binding. Lineage: Eukaryota; Metazoa; Arthropoda; Insecta; Coleoptera; Chrysomelidae. The transcript has a single exon. The coding region runs from base 184 to 411 and encodes 75 amino acids.